AUGAAAGGUCCAGUUUGCCUCUUUCAGUUUUGGGGGUUGUUUUUUCACUGCUAUGGUGUACCCAAUUCUCAAAAGCAGUGGUUAAAGUCAUUGACCCCAACGAUUGCCCCAUUGUCAGCAUCCAACAAUAUCUCAUGGCUAGUGUCCAUGGCUGAGUCCUGCCAGGGCAUUAUUCUGAGUCAGUGGUGGAUCCUCUCCACAGCCAGCUGUCUGAGUAAACUGAAACAGUUAAACUCUGACAUUUCAGGAAUCUUUGACCAAGAAGAUGUCUUACAAGGCCACAAAGUAUGCCUACUCCCUAGUUUUGAUCCAGAAACUGGAAAAGAUCCAGUCAAAACAGAUGUAGGGGUAGUACUCCUUCAAUAUCCUAUCAGGAAGAAAGAAAUACCACUUUCUCACACUUAUAACAUCUUCUGGAAGACCUGUUAUAACUGCCAAUACAGAGACUGCAGGGUGUACCAAUAUCAGAAUCAUGGUAACUUUGAAAGCAAUAUCAAGAAAUUGUCAGUUAAGCUGCUGGACCUCUCAUUUUGCCACCAUCAACACAUUCACCUGACUAAAAGUAACAAUUUAUGCAUCUGGAGUCAGCCAGAAGAAGACUGCUGGGUACAGCAGGGUAGUCCUGUUUUCUGUCUCUUUGGCAACCACUGGGAACUGGUAGGCCUGGUCAGUGAGUCCUCAAUGGCCUGUUAUAACCCAAUUCUUGUAAUCAAGACAGCCCCCUACAUACCUUGGAUGAGACAGCUUAUCAAGGCAUCCCAGAAGUCACUGGAUCCUAUUUUUUCUCUACCCUGCAGUUUUUCUUCUAGGGUAGAACAUGAUAAUCAAUAUAGGCUUAUCCCAAAAAGUGCUUCUGCAUUUCUGUCCUCCCAUGGAUUCUCUAUACAGUUAUGGAGGGGAACAUUUGGCACUUUCCCACUGAACAGACAGCGCCGGAAUCCUCCUCCAGUAUUUUUUGGUCCAAAUAACAGAGAUUCUUUUCCUGGAAGUUCACAGUUAUACCUUCAAAGCAGUCAGAUCUCCUCAACUAGCAACUCCUUAAUGGUAAAAUCUUGGACCUCUCCUCUUGUUAAAUCAUGGGAUCCUUUUCAUACAGCUGUGUCCUGGAAUACUGCAGUAACUGAUAUUUCUGAUCCUUCAGUUCUUUAUCAACCUCAAAGCACUCCAACACCAGAUAUAACUACACCCUGGAACCUUUCUCAGAGAGAUGUAGUGAAAUAUAAAUAUAGAGAUAUGACAGAUUCAUUAAGAUACUGGGUUGAAUAUUUAGGUGGUAUAAUUGGGCUUUAUACUCCACCAUUAAAUAAUGCUGAUGGAUCACAUGUUCUGUUUUCAAGUGAUGUAGAAGGAUCCCAAUUUCAUUCUGAGAUAAAUAAUGCUCAGUCUCAAGUUCAAUAUGGUAAGGUUCCUUUCCAAGGUCAAUUUCUAGGGAGACCCUGGCUGCGUAUUGCAUCUGGUGUUAGACCUUGGACAUAUAAUAUGCCUGAUAAAACAGAAAUAGUGAUACAGAUUCAACCUGCUGAGGGGAGUUUUAUAACUCAAAUACAUCAUGUUGCUGAUAGAGUCAAUACUGCUAUUCAAUCUGUAACUUAUAACAUGAAUCCAUGGAUACCUUUGAUUAUUAAUAAGAUUGGAUUCUGGACUCAUUCCAUACUAAAUGAAGAGGGAUCUCAAUAUCCUACAGCAACUCCUACCUCAGAACCCUGGUUUCAGCCUGUCCUAAAUAUAGUUAAAUCCCAAGGACCUAUAGAAAAGACAUAUGAACAAAUGAUUUUCCCUGAACCUAAGCCAACUCAAUUUUGGACUUCCUCAACUCUUAAUAUGCUCCUUAAUUGGGUUUCAUCUGCAAGUAAUACUAAUAGGCCUGUGGCCCAGUAUAAGGCCAGUGCAAUCACAUCCUUAAGUCAAAUGGAUAGAAUGAAUCCAGUGAGUAAGCACAGUGAUUUUACAGUCAAAACCCAGAUGCAGACGGAAGAUACAACAUGGCUUUUGAUUCAUACAGUUGCUAGUAUAAUUGAUCCUUUAACCCACACUGAAGUUGAUACAACUGCACCACGGACUCAACCUGAAGUUGACAUAGUCCGAACUUGGACCCGGUCAAAAACUCAAUCAGGAAGACCUUUGACUGUGCUGAAAGCUGAUACCACCAAACUGUGGUUACAGACUAAGGGAAGAAGACACUGGAUUCAGCCUAAAUUCCAAAUUCUCAGACCUAGAACUCAGACUGAAGAAGGUAAAUAUAAACCUUGGAUCCAGUCAGAAGCAGAUGCCAUCAGAUCCUUGACCCACUCAGAAAUGGAAACACUCAGACCCUGGGACCAACCUGAAACUGAAAAAUCUCCUUUAAUACUCACAACAGAGUCUAAAGUUAAUACAAUUACAUCAUGGACAAGGCCUGAAGUUGAUGCUAUGGUGUUUUGGUUGCAAACACAAACUGAUAUAAUCAGGACCUGGACCCAAACUGAAACUCAAAUAAUAAUUUCUUGGUUUGAACCAGAAGCUAUUACAGUAAGACCUCUGUUGAAUACUCAAACUGAUACAUUUAAACCUUGGAUUGAGACAGAAAUAGAAACACCCCAUUACUGGGCCCAAUCUGAAGGUAAUAUAGACAGAUCAUGGACUCAGACUGAAGCUGAAAAUGUCAAACCCUGGUUCUGGACUCAAAUGGAAACAGUCACUUUUUGGACAGAGCCAGUAAUCAAAACAUCCUACCACUGGAUGCAGUCCAAAAAGGAAAUACUCAAGCCCUGGGACCAAUUUUAUGAGGUAGAAACCUGGACACAACAUGACACUAAAACACUCAAGUCCUGGAAUGAGGUUGAAAGUGAUAAAGAUAGAUUUUGGACUCAAUCAGAAGUUGACACAGUGAGACCCUGGAUUCAGUCAGAUAUUGCUGUCAACAACCAUGGAGCAGAAAAUGAAGCUGGUACAUUAAUGCUUUGGCCUCAGGCUGAAUAUCCAGAAGUAAAUCUCUGGACACAAUCUGAAACUGACACAGGCUCAUUAUCAACCCAGAGUAAAAUUCCAGCAGUAAAUCACUGGACAGAAAUAGCUGAUACCAUCAUACCACAAGCAAAAGCUAAAUUUCCAGGAGUAAAGCCCUUGACACAUCUGGCAUCUAAUACAGUAACACCAUGGACUCAGGCUGAAUCUACAGUAGUAAAUCUCUGGACUCAGACUAUAACUGAUGCAGUCACACAGUGGACUCCGGGUGAGUUUUCAGAGACAAAUCCCUGGACAAAAACUACAAUUGAUAGAGUCAAGUCAUGGACCCAGGAUGAAUCUCUACUGGCAAAUCCCUGGAUGCAAUUCAACACUAAUACAGUUAUACCAUGGACACAGACUGACUCCUUCAUAGUAAAUUCUUGGUUACAGUCUAUACCUCAUACCAUUAUACAAUGGACCCACAGUGAACCUUUAGAUAUAGGAAAAAAGCUGGAAAAAAGCUUGAAAAAAGCUGUCACUGAUGCAACACCUUGGUCUCAGGCAGAGUCAUCAGCAGUAAAUCCCUGGAGAGAAAUUGCAGCUGGGACAGCUACACAAUGGUCCCAAGGAGAAUCUCCAGUAGUAAAUUUAUGGGCUCAUCCUGUGGUUAAUGUAGUUACACUGUACACUCAGGCUGAUUCCCCAUUGUUACAUUUCUGGACAAAGUCUGUAAUGAAUAUAGUCACAACAUGGACACCAACAGAAUCUUCAGCCAUAAAUUCCUGGAGACAGUCUGAAACUGACAGUAUCUCAACAUGGACCAAUAAAAUAAAUCCAGGAAUAAACAGUUGGUUAUAUUAUGAAACUGAUACAGUGACAGUUUGGACCCAGCCAGAAAGUCCAGGAAUAAAUACUUGGACACCAGCUAUUGCUUCUGCAGCUCCACCAUGGACUCAGGCUGAUUUUUUAGCUGUAAAUCCCUGGACAGAGGUCGAAAGUGAUACAAUCACACAAUGGACUCAGGUUGAACCUUUAAUGAAUCCUCGGACAGAGAGUGUAGCUUCCACAGUCAUACAAUGGACCAAAGCUGAAUCUCUAGCAGUAAAUCCAUGGAUACAAUUUGCAGCUGAUGUAGAUACACUAUGGACCCAGACUGAUUCUCUAGCAGUAAAUUCCUGGGUAUAUCCUUCAUCUGAUCAUGUUUUACAGUGGAUUCAAACUGAACUUCCAACAGAAUAUCAAUGGAUUCAGAAUAUGUCUGAUAUAGUAACAUCAAUUACUCAGGCUGAAUUUCCUUCAGUAGAGACUUGGACAGAUCCUCUGGCAGAUAUAGUAACAAGGUGGAAUCAGACUGAAUCUCCAAUAAUAAAUCCAUGGUCAGAAGCUGUAGUUUCUACAAUGACACCAUGGACUCAAGUUGAAUAUCCAGAACUAAAUGCCUGGAUAAAUUCUAUAGCUUCCACAGUCACACAGAUGACUCACCCUAAAUACCCAGUAAUGAAGCCUCAGAGACAGCCCAUAUCUGGUACAGCCACACCAUUGAACCAAACAGAAUCACCUAUAGUAAAUCCCAGGACACAACAUGAAACUGAAGUAAUCACACGGAGGAAUCAGACUGAAUCUGAAAGAAUUAAUCCUUGGAUACAAGUUGUAACUGACACAAUCAUACGCUGGACUCAGGCUGAAUCUCCAGCAGUCAAUUCCUGGACAGAGGCUGUUGCAGAUACAGUAAUACUAUUGAAUCAGACUGAAUAUCCUUCAGUAAAUCCCUGGGCAACACUUGCAACUGAUACUUUUACACUUUGUACCCAGGCAAAUUCUUCCAUCAUCAAUUUUUUGACACAGUUCAUAGUUCAUACACUCACACCCUCCACCCAGACUAUGCCUGUAACAGUAAAUCCCUUGUCACAGUUUGAAACAGAUAGAGUCACACAAUGGAUCCAAGCUCAAUUUGCUUCAGUAAACCCCUGGACUCCAUCUGAAAUCAACCCAAUUAUAUCAUGGACCCAUGCUAGAUAUUCAACCUUAAACCCCUGGACACAAUUUGAAGCUGACAUAUUCACAUCAUGGACCCAGGCUGAGUCUCCAGCAAUAAAUAUAGCUUUAUAUAGGUCAGUGAAGCCAUGGAUCCAGGCUGAAACUCCUGCAACAGGUCCCUUAAUAACAGCCAGAGCUGGUGAAAUCACACCAUGGAUCAAGGCUAUAUAUCCUGCAGUUAACCCCUGGACAAAAUCUAAAUAUGACAUAGUCCCACUGUUGAUCCAGAAUAUAACUCCAGCAGUAAUUCCCUCAACAGUCUCUGUAAUUGAUACAAUCACCCUGUGGGACAUGGCUAAAAUUAUAUUACCAAGGCCUUGGCCACAGCCUGUGACAGAAACAGUCACACACUGGAUCCAAAGUGAGUUUUCCUUGGUAUAUAACAUCACACGACCUAUAACUGAUGUAACCACAUUGUUUACUCAGGUUUUUACUCCAGAAGUAAACCCCUGGUCAAGGCCUAAAGCCGAUACUGUCAAACCAUGGAUUGAGGCUAAAUCUCCAAAGGAAAAGGCCUGGAAAGUGGCAGGUUCUGAAACACUCACACCAUUGACCACAGGAUUCUCUACAGCAGUUAAAGUCUGGAUAGACACUGUGUCUGAUAUAUUCACACCAGGAACCAAGUACAGUUUUUCAAAAUUAAACCUUGGAAUAAUGCCCGAGGAUGGUAUCAUUGAACCAUGGACUCAGUCUGAAUCUCUAUCAGGAAUUCCCUGGACACAACCUGCAGCUGAUUCAGAUAUAAAGCAGAUACAGACUAAAUAUCCAUUAGUAAAUCUGUGGACUCAGGCUCAGUUCCCAGCAGUAAAUCCCUCUGUAAAUGCUUUAAGAGAGACUGUGUCUUUCAUAGUCCCACCGUGGAUACAGGCUGAAGGUCCAACUUUAAAUAACUGGAGGGAGACUGUGACUUUCACAGGUCCACCUUGGACUCAGGCUGAAAGUACAGAUGUAAAUACUUCAAGAGAAGCUGUGCUUUUCAUAGGCCCACCUUGGACUCAGGCUGAAAGUACAGCUGUAAAUGCUUUAAGAGAGACUGUGUCUUUCAUAGUCCCACAGUGGAUACAGGCUGAAGGUCCAACUUUAAAUAACCAGAGGGAGACUGUGUCUUUCACAGGUCCACCUUGGACUCAGGCUCGAAGCACCUCAGUAAAUACCUGGAGAGAGACUGUGCCUUUCACAACCCCACCAUGGACUCAGGCUGGAAGUACAGCUAUGCAUAUUUGGCAAGAGACUGUGCCUUUCACAGCCCCACCAUGGACUUCAGACAGAAGUUCAUCUAUAAACAACUGGAGAGAGAUGUUGCCUUUCACAGUCCCACUGUGGACACAGGCUGAGGGUCCAGCUGUAAAUACCUGGAGUGAGACUGUGCCUUUUACAGUCCCAACAUGGACUCUGGCCGAAAGGCCAGCUGUAAAUUCCUGGAGAGAGAGUGUGCCUUUUACAGUCCCACCAUGGACUCAGGAUGAAAGUCCAGGUGUAAUUACCUGGGGAGAGACUGUCCCAUUCAAUGCCCCACCAAGGACACAGGUUGAAAGCCCAGAUGUAAACACCUGGAGAGAGACUGUGCUUUUCAUAACCCCUUCAUGGACUUGGACAGAACGUCCAGCUGUAAAUUCCAGGAGAGAGACUGUGCCUUCUACAGUCCUAUUUUGGACUCAGGAUGAAAGUCCAGAUGUAAACACCUGGAGAGAGACUGCCCCUUUCACAGUCCCAACAUGGACUCUGGCUGAAAGACCAGUUGUAAAAUCCUGGAGAGAGAAUGUACCUUUCACAACCCCACCAUGGACACAGAGUAAAGGUCCAAAUGUAAAUACCUGGAGAGAAACUCUGCCUUUCACAGGUCCACCCUGGACUCAUGCUGAAAGUGCAGCUAUAAAUAGUUGGAGAGAGACUGUGCCUUUCCCAGUCCCACUAUGGACUCUAGAUAAAGGUCCAGCUGUAAAUAACUGGAAAGAUAUGUUGACUGCCACAGCGCCACCAUGUAAACAGUCUGAAGCUUUAAAUAAUUGGAGGGAGAUUUUAACUUUAAUAAGCUUACCUUGGACUCAGGAUGAAAAUCCAGCUGUAAAUACAUGGAGAGAGACUGUGCCAUUCAUAGAGCCACCAUGGACUCAAGCUGAACGUUCUGCUGUAAAUAGCUGGGGAGAGACUGUGCCUUUCUCAGCUCAACUAUGUAUUCAGUCUGAAAGUCUAGCUGUAAAGACCUGGAGAGAGAUGUUUCCUUUCACAGCCCCACCAUGGACUCAGGAUGAAAGUCCAGCUGUAAACACCUGGAGAGAGAUGUUCCCUUUCACAGCUGCACCAUGGACUCAGGAUGAAAGUCCAGCCAUAAAUACCUGGAGAGAAACUGCGCCUUUCUCAGAUUUACCAUGGACUCAGGCUGAAAGGCCAGCUGUAAACACCUGGAGAGAUACUGUGCCUUUCACAUCCCCACCAUGGACUCGGGCAGAAAGUCCAGCUGUAAACACCUGGAGAGAAACUGUGCCUUUCUCAACUCUAUCAUGGACUCAGGCUGAAAGUCCACCUCUAAACACCUGGAGAGAAACUGUGCUUUUCUUAGCUCUACCAUGGACUCAGGCUGAAAGUCCAGUUGUAAAUGCAUGGACAUGGAAUGCCCCUUUUACAGCUCCAUCAUGGUCACACACUGAAAAUACAGCUGUAAAUACCUGGACAGAGGCUAGGCUUUUCACAGCCCCUCCAUGGAUUCAGGCUGAAAAUCCAGCUACAAAUACCUGGAAAGUGAAUGUGCAUUACAAAGGCCCACCAUGGACUCAGUCUGACUCUGCACCAGCAAACCCUUGGACAUCAACUGAAAGUUUCACAAUCGCAUCAUGGACUCAUGGUGUAAAGCAAGUUUUAAAUAUUUGGACAGAGCCAAUAGUUUCCACAGUCACACUACGGAUUCAGGCUGAAUAUUCAACACCAACAUAUUGGACAGAGACAAAGGUCAUUUACAUAGUCACACCAUUGACCCAGUGUCAGUUUCCAAUAAAUACUUUGACAGAACCUAUAGGAGGCAAAAUUACAACUUGGACAUCUGCUGAAUCUCUAGCAUUAAGUUCUUUCACACAAAAUAUUAUUGAUACAAUCAAAUUUUGGCCAGUGCUUAAAACUGAAUCUAAGAAAAGGUGGAAUCUGCCUCAAAGUGGUGCACUCAUGUUUUCACUAAAUCCUCAAAUUGAUACUUUUGGAUCCUUGAACCAAAUUGAAAACCAAGACUCUCCUCUGUGGACACAUCCUGAAAUUGAUAAUGUCAAUACAAUGACCUUUCUUGAACCUGGAACACUCAUAUCACAGGUAGUACCUUUGUCCCAAGCAGCUAGACUCUGGCCCCAAACUGAAGCUAAUAUUAGCAAAACUUGUAUAGUCAACUCUUGGGCUCAACCGAGAAGUAGUAUAGUCGGAGCUUGGACCCAAGUUGAAUCUGAACUAGUCAGACCUUGGACACAAUCUAAAACUAAUGCAAUUACACUAUUGACCCAGGCUGAUACUUUCAAACCUUGGUUCCAAACUCAAAUUAAUGCAAUAAGAGAAGGGCCCCAAACUCAAUCUCAAAUAGUUACUACUUGGAUCCAAACACAGUUGAAGAUAGUUCACCCCUGGAUUCAACCUAAAAUGAAAAAAGUCAGACUGGGGAUUCCUUCUGAGUCUCAAAUAUUGAGUUUCUGGAUGCAGCCUGACAUUAGUAGAGUUAGUGCUUGGAUCCAACCAGCAACCCAGGCAGUCAAUCCUGCCUUUCACCCUAAAACUGGUAAUGUUGUAUCCCUGGCUAUUCAUAAACCUGAAACAGUCAGAAUAUGGAUCCAGCCUGAAACAGAAGUAAGGCCUGGCCUUAUUUAUAAAGCUGAUAUAAUCACAUCAUUUGCUUAUCCUGAAGUUGAACAAGAUGCAACAAUUAGUCACUUUGAUUCCUGGUCUAACUAUGUAACAUUAUUACCAAUAGAAACCGUUCCUUCCCUACAUGAGUAUUUUGCAGCCUUGUCAACUGAAAUAGCUGCAGUAGAAAGUCAAGGUCAAAUAAAUUCUGUCCAACCCAGUGAAAUCUCAAAUAUUCUCUAUCUUACACUUUCAAGCACACGACUUCCUGGAGGAGGUGGUUACCUGAACUUUGGCAAUGAAUUACAAAUUACCAAAACAAAAGGAAGCCCUGAUGUCCCAUCUAGUUCUCUCAACCCACUUUAUCCAUCUUUUUCCUUUACUUUUCCUUGUUUUUUCCCACCUUCAGGUUCUUUGUCCCUUACCUGUUCAGUCUUUUCUUCUUGCACAUUUUCUUCACCCUGUACUUUUCUUUCUUGCUCAAUUUGUCCUCUUAUGGCCUUCUCUCCUGUUCUUCCCUUAGCUGCUUCUGACAGUUCUUUCCAGAAACCAUCUUCCUCAAAAUUUACUGUAGACACCAUUCUUUCCCAUACUUUUUCAUCCUUGCAUGCUGCUCCAGCCAAUCUUUUAACAAAGCAACCAUCUCUGAUGUCUGGAUCUCAAUCUGGAACCAAGUCUAAUCAGCCUGAACAAGAUCUUCUUAAGUAUUCUGAACUCAAUAUUUCCCUUGCUGAGUGUCGUCUGGGUGUGGUCUGGAAAGAGAGUCUCCAGGCUUUCUCACUCUUCAAGACAGCUGUUAUUUCUCAUGAAGUUACAGAGUGUGGAUUACGCCCUGGCCUUGUUCCACACUGUCCCAACUGCUGGGAGGCUGAAGUGGGUGAAUUCCCUUGGAUGGUUUCUGUGCAACUCUCUUUCUCCCACUUCUGUGCUGGUUCUAUCCUGAAUGAACAGUGGAUUCUCACUACAGCUAGAUGUGCAAAUUUCAUAAAAAACUCAGAAGCAGUGGCCCAUGUUCAGGUGGGGCUUAUUGAUUUUCAAGAUCCUGCUCAAGCUCAAACUGUAGGCAUUCAUCGUGCCAUGCCCUACCUGGGUCCUAGAGGACCGCUGGGACCUGGUCUAGUUUUCUUGAAGCAACCAUUACAUUUUCAACCUCUGGUUCUUCCUAUCUGCCUGGAGGAGAACAUAGAGCAAGAGAAAAAUAUACAAUUAUAUGACUGCUGGCUACCCAGCUGGUCCCUCAUGAGAGGAAGUCCUGGAAUUUUGCAAAAAAGGCACCUGAGCAUCCUGCAAGUCAUCACAUGUGCCCAGUUUUGGCCCAAACUGAAUGAAUUUACUUUCUGUGUGGAAGCCAAGAAAGCUAUGGGGGAGGCUGGCUGUAAGGGUGAUCUGGGGGCACCUCUUGUGUGUCAUCUUCAACAAAAAGACACUUGGGUGCAGGUGGGAAUCUUGACUCACUUUGAUGAACACUGCACAAAGCCCUACGUCUUCAGCCAAGUGAGCCCUUUCCUUUACUGGCUCCAGGGAGUUACACGACCCAGCCAUGCACCCUGGUCUAAGCAAGGGCCUAUGGCCACCUCUGCUUCCAUCUCCCUUUCAGUCUCUACCUCUAUGAAUGCCUCAGCUUUUACCUCCACACCUGCUUCUGUCUGGCCACAUUUCAUCUCUCUGCCACAGCCUCAGACUUUGGCAGAUCAAAUUUCUCUGAGAUAUGCCAUGCCUUGGCAGGCCAUGAUCAUCAGUUGCAGUAGUCAAAUUUGCAGUGGUUCCAUUGUUAGCAGCUCUUGGGUACUCACUGCGGCCCACUGUGUCAGGAAUAUGAAUCCAGAGGACACAGCUGUAAUAUUAGGCCUGAGGCACCCUGGGGCGCCUCUAAGAAUUGUUAAGGUCUCUACCAUUCUUCUGCAUGAGAGAUUCCGAUUAGUGAGUGGGGCAGCAAGAAAUGAUCUAGCAUUGCUGCUCCUUCAAGAGGUCCAGACUCCCAUUCAGCUUUUAGCACCGUUGGGUCAUCUGAAGAAUCUGAACAGCUCAGAAUGUUGGCUCUCUGGGCCACGAAUUCUUAAGCCAGGAGAGACAGAUGAAAAUCCAGAAAUAUUACAGAUGCAGGUGAUAGGAGCUUCAAGUUGUGCCCACCUUUACCCUGAUAUAGGCAGUUCUAUUGUGUGCUUCAUUACACAAGACAAAGACUCUGACACAAGUGUGGAACCAGUGAGUCCAGGCAGUGCUGUCAUGUGCAGACCAAUGUCUAAGAAUGGAAGCUGGAGACAGAUAGGCCUCACUAGUUUGAAGGCACUGGCUACCAUUGUAAGUCCCCACUUCUCAUGGAUAUUAUCCACUUCAGCAAAGGCAGGGCAUCCAUUAAACCAUGCACUCAUGCCUUGGAUGGAAAAGCCUAAGUCCUCUAGUCUCAUAAAACAGGCAACCACCCUGCCAUUUUCUUCAAUAAUAAUUGUUAUACUGCAAAGAAUUUUAUAA
Messenger RNA from Rangifer tarandus platyrhynchus (Svalbard reindeer), 11250 nucleotides. The record is from the annotation of a GenBank genome assembly. NCBI's taxonomy places the organism in Eukaryota, Metazoa, Chordata, Mammalia, Artiodactyla, Cervidae.